This is a messenger RNA of Coregonus sp. 'balchen', 3072 nucleotides long. The record is from the annotation of a GenBank genome assembly. Lineage: Eukaryota; Metazoa; Chordata; Actinopteri; Salmoniformes; Salmonidae.
ACGAAGAAGAACUAGUGACGACAGUGAAAUGGCUGCCCCCACGGAGAAUGGGAGACACUUUGGUCAAUGGAUAGGCAUUUUGUUAUUUUUGGGGGGUUUCAUACCCUCUGCCACGGCGCUCAUCGAGGGACUUUAUUGUGGCACCGAGAUUUGUUACGAUGUACUCGGAGUGUCGAGAGAAGCGGCCAAAUCGGACAUAGGUCGUGCUUACAGACAGCUAGCCAGAAAGUAUCACCCGGAUAGAUUCUCAAGUCUUGCAGGCGAGACUCGUGAAAGUGCUCAUCAAAAAUUUCUGCUCAUUGCAACUGCAUAUGAAACUCUGAAGGUAAGUGGAGGAAACCUCACAGAUGAUUCGUACCAUAGCCCUCCGUUGCUUCAGCUCUCUGGCCAAGCUAGUUUUGCCGGCUCUUGCUGACGUCAACUUAUGCUGUAUGCCAAUGUGGCACUUUUCUCAACUCCUGAAUCAAAGGCCCUCAGUCAAAUUGAUCGUUUUGUCUUGGCUUAUAGUGGACCAAUACUGUCAAUUACCAUUUACUCAAUAGACCCGAAGAGGCUCGCAGGAAAGUCAUCAGUAAUAGUCCCUUUUCACAUAGCUACAGGAGUAGUAGCCAGAGAAAGGGUAGAGCAGGUAUGUCCGUCCUGCUUCUCGGAGUAGGGGUGCUCUUCUAGGAUCAGGCCCCCCCCCAUGGCCAUUAUCCUGCUUGUUUGCUGUAAUCCAAAAGGCGAAACUGAUCCUAAGUAAGAGCUUCUACUCUGAGACGCUUGAUACAUACUAUGCACACGGCUCUAAACCAUUCUGAUAAAGGGGUUAUCUUCUCGUAACUUGUACUUGUUACUAGGCCUGUUAUCCAAGUAGUCGGAAUAGUUUGAUGUAGGAAGAUUAAAAUAAGACCCAUUUUCCUCCUGCGUAUCAGGAUGAGGACUCCCGUAGAGAUUACGACUACAUGCUGGACCACCCGGAACAGUACUACAGCCACUACUACACCUACUACAGCAGACGGCUGGCACCUAAAGUCGACGUGCGGAUUGUCAUUCUGGUGACCGUGGUUGCUAUAUCAAUCUUUCAGGUACAGUCGUAUCUUCACACGCUCUGAAUGUCUCUUGGCUUAAAUGCAAUAUUUAUUUCAACGCAAAACUGUUUUUACACGUUUAAGCCAAGAGUCCCACGUGGCAACAUAUUUCAAAUCCGACAGGGCUCUGGUCAAAAGCAGUGCACUGUAUAGGGAAUAGGGUGCCAAUUUGGGAAACAUCUUAACAGUUCUGAUUUAUUACUGUUUUUCUUCCUUCAGUACUACAGUUGGUGGGCCAGCUACACUGAAGCCAUCAACUACCUAUCAACAGUCCCCAAGUACCGUAUCCAGGCGACAGAGAUAGCCAAGCAGCUGGGUCUCCUGAACAAGACAAAAGAGAAGGGUAAGAACCGACGGUCCAAAGAGGAGAUCAGGGAACAGGAAGAAGAGAUCAUCCGUGACAUCAUCAAGAACAAGAUCGACAUCAAGGGAGGCUACCAGAAGCCUAAAAUCUUGGACAUCCUGCUCUGUAAGAUUGUCCUGUUCCCCUACUGCCUGUGUGCCUACGUGGUCUGGUACUGUAAGUGGAUGUACAGGUUCACCAUCUGCAGAGAGGAGUACGGAGACGAGGAGAAGCUGUACAUCAUCAGGAAGAAUAUGAACAUGUCUCAGUCUCAGUUUGACGGUCUGGAGGAGGAGCAGAGAGAGACCUUCCUGGAGAGGCAGCUCUGGAUCAAAGACAACUAUGAGGUCUGGAGUAACGAAUGUAGCAGUAGUAGUAGUAGUGGUGGCGGCGGCAGAAGUAGUAGUAAUAGUUGUAAUAGUAGUAGUAUAGUUGUUGUAGUAAUAGUUGUAGUAUAGUUGUAGUAGUAGUAGUAGUAGUUGUAGUAUAUGUGUAGUAGUAGUAGUAUAGUUGUAGCAGCAGUAGUAAUAGUUGUAGUAUAGUUGUAGUAGUAGUAUAGCUGUAGUAGUAGUAUAGUUGUAAUAGUUGUAGUAGUAGUAUAGUUGUAGUAGUAGUAUAGUUGUAGUAACAGUAGUAAUAGUUUAGUAUAGUUGUAGUAGUAGUAUAGGUGUAGUUGUAGUAUAGUUGUAGUAUAAGUGUAGUAGUAGUAUAGUUGUUGUAGCAGUAGUAAUAGUUGUAGUAGUAAUAUAGUUGUAGUAGUAGUAUAGUUGUAGUAGUAAUAUAGUUGUAGCAGCAGUAGUAAUAGAUGUAGUAUAGUUGUAGUAGUAGUAGUAUAGUUGUAGUAGCAGUAGUAAUAGAUAUAGUAUAGUUGUAGUUGUAGUAUAGUUGUAGUAGUAGUAUAGUUGUAGUAGCAGUAGUAAUAGAUUAGUAUAGUUGUAGUAGUAGUAUAGUUGUAGUAUAGUUGUCGUAGUAGUAUAGUUGUAGUAGCAGUAGUAAUAGAUGUAGUAUAGUUGUAGUAGUAGUAUAGUUGUAGUAGCAGUAGUAAUAGAUGUAGUAUAGUUGUAGUAGGAGUAUAGUUGUAGUAGUAAUAGUAACAGGAACAGUGUGAAGCAUUGCACCAUGUAUUACAAUGUUAUUACAACAAAUAGAUGUUUUGCCAACUCCUUGUCACUCAUUGUCACGCCAUGUUUGGCAAGAGAGCAGAAACAGACUGACACUGAUGGGAAAUGGGUCCAGAUUUAAAACCCCAAAUGAUUUCUGAAUGAGUUUGUACUAUUUCUGUUUGUAUUGCGUUAUGUUGUUAUACAGGUGUACAAGGAGGAGCAGGAGGAAGAGAUGAAGAUGAAGAUGGCCCUGGACCCCAGGUGGAAGAGGUACCGACGGUGGAUGAAGAAUGAAGGACCUGGACGACUCACUUUUAUUGACGAUUGACAACAUGCAUAUCAUAUAUUGCACCUGACUUGUGCCAGUUAUACAUUCACACUGUGUUUAUACAGUCACACUGUUAUACAGUCACAUUGUGUUUAUACAGUCACAUUGUGUUUGCAUACCUGUGUAUUUGUGAAUAAAUCUACUGAUGAUGUGUAUACAGACGAUUGAAAAUAAUGCCUGUUUGUAUGGAUAAUUAUUUUCAGAGAUAUUGUAUUGGGGCAGUAUAUA